AUCCUAUCUGGCACCUCACAUAGAAACUGAUGGUGGACUGUCGCCUUCGGCCGCCUUUGACAAACCCUCCGAAACCCUCGCCCAACUUCGACUUCCAGGAUCUUCCAGAAACCGAGCCGUCCGAGAAUCCGCAGUGAGCGAAAUUCGGUCCCUCCCCUCACUAUUCCCCGUCUCCCUCCUGCCGUCGCCCAUCGCUGGGAUGCCGACUCGGUCUAUCGUCAUCAAGGUGGCGACAGAGGGAGAUUUGCGCUCGUAUGUCGGGAACGAUGGCCAUUAUUUUGAUCUCGUCGAUUUCAACAAAGUUCGGUCUUUCAACGUCCUGGAUACCCUGCCCGUAAGCCGUUUCCAGGCGAAUCUUGUGGACGUAUUUGGCAUAGCUGUUCAAUUUCAGCGUAUCUGGUUGUGUUUUCGACGGCAAAAUGGAACAUGUCGCCCUAGCAGGCCAUUGUCUGCUCUAGAAAACAAAAAAUCUGUGGGAAGCUUAACGUCAAAAGUUUCUGGUGAUGUGAAGCUGUUUUUGGAGGUGCUAAAUUCUUGUACCCCACGGAAUCUAUGCAUGGAAGAUAUAUUGGUGUUCUUAAAGCUCUAUGAUCCAGAACAAAAACAGCUGCGAUAUAUUGGAACGCUGUAUGUGAAAGGUACAUCGAAACCUGCAGAGAUUCUCCACAAACUAAGAAAUCUAGCUGUUUUUUGUCCAGACGAGGAAAUAGAACUAUACGAGGAAAUCAAAUUUGAACCAGUUGUAUUUUGUGAGGUCAUUGAUGUUGAUCGUACCUUUAGAGACAACCAGCUUGAAAACGGGGACAUCAUUUGCUACCAGAAAAGCUCUAAACCAUGGAAACUGCGCACACACCCUUCUGUUCAAUCAUUUUUAGAGCAUGUUCAUGCAUUGAAGGAUGAACAAAGGAGGAAGAUAUGUGCGCUAGAAGAGGAUAUUGUUGUGUUAAAAUGCAAAUCUGACCUUCAAAUAGAGCAGGCAAAAAUGGAAUGUAGCCAGUUGAAACAUGAACGGGACUAUGCAGUACGACAGGUGGGUGAAUUACAGGAUCAGAAUGCUCAGAUAAUUUUGGAGUUCUCCUUUGCGGAUCUGCAACAAGCAACAGAGGAUUUCAAGGAUCUGUGCAAAAUUGGGGACACUGAAUAUGGAUGUGUAUAUAAAGGCAUUAUACACAAUACCACAGUAGCUAUCAAGAUGUGCAGAACUGGCUUAUUUCAACAAGAGGUUUCUGUUCUUCGUCAAGGGAGGCAUCCAAAUAUUGUCACCUUAAUAGGAAUAUGCUCCGAGGCUUCAGCUCUUGUGUAUGAAUGGUUACCAAGGGGAAACCUUGAAGACCACAUUGUCUGCUCGAAUGGCUUCCCACCUCUCCCGUGGCAGAUCCGUACUCAGAUUAUUGGCGAGGUUUGCUGCUCACUGCUUUUCCUUCAUUCAUACACCCCUAGUGCUUUGGUCCACGGCGAUCUCCGGCCUUGCAACAUCCUCAUUGAUGCCAACUACAGAAGCAAGCUCUGUAACUUUGGCAUGUCAGCCCUAUUUCUCCAACCUGGCGCCUGUCCACCGAACCUAAUAGCAAGACAUCCAUAUAUGGACCCGGAGUUCCUCACCACCGGAGAUCUAACGCCACUUUCUGACGUCUACUCACUGGGUGUUAUUAUCUUGCGUCUCUUGACUGGAACGCCCGCCUUAGCCAUUGCAAGGAGAGUUUCAGAAGCAUUCGAGAGUGAUAGCCUGCACUUGCUCAUUGACAAGUCUGCUGGGGACUGGCCUUACACGCAAGCCAAGCAGCUGGCACUCCUUGGUCUUAGCUGUGUGGAAAUGACUAGGGACAAACGCCCUGACCUCUUAACCAAAGUUUGGACAGUUAUUGAGCCCCUGACAAGAAAGCCCCCUACGGCCUCAUGGCGGUUUGUCCAAUCAGCGUCGAGGGAAAGUUGCACCCCCUCUCACUUCAUUUGUCCAAUACUCAAGGAGAUCAUGAAUGAUCCACAGAUGGCAUCAGAUGGAUUCACCUACGAAGCGGAAGCCAUAAAAAGCUGGCUUGAUGACGGGAACCUGAGGUCUCCAAUGACGAACCUGGCCCUUCCAAAUCGCGAUCUCAUCCCUAAUCGUGCCCUCCGUUCAUCCAUUCAAGAGCACCUUCAGCAGCAGCAGCGGUCAAAUUCUUGACCCUCAUUUCUGACGAAAUGCUGGCUAUAGAAGUGGCUGCAUAUCGUGUACAGUCUGUGACCAUCUUUUAUCUCUAAUUUUGUUAGGGUGCUUCACAAUCUGUUAGUAUGAUAGACGAAAGUUAGCAAUGAGAUUCGGUUGUCAGACGCAAUUCCGUGCAGUGCUCGUGUGAUACUCCUUCCUAUACUGAAAUCUGAGACCUUCCAUUUAGUAAGUAGUCAGGUGUAAAAGUUUGUAUAAACUGAAAACCUUCUAUGAAGACGGAGAAUCACAACA
Molecule: messenger RNA, 2440 nt
Organism: Lolium perenne
Lineage: Eukaryota; Viridiplantae; Streptophyta; Magnoliopsida; Poales; Poaceae
Product: U-box domain-containing protein 57
Biological process (GO): protein phosphorylation; protein ubiquitination
Molecular function (GO): protein kinase activity; ATP binding; ubiquitin-protein transferase activity
Source: RefSeq, a predicted model, not a curated record